GCAAAAUUGGCUAUAUAAAGGCCAAGCUGCUUGCUUGGAUAAACCACGAACAAUUGUCCAGACCUUAUAGGUGAGUACCGCCUGCACAAGAGCAAUCAGAAUUCUGCUCAAAAAGCAAAGGAAGAUGCCUUGCCUUUACAUCUCAACGAACCUCAACUUGGACAUGGCAGACACUGGUCCUAUCUUCUCCGAAACCACCAAAGCCAUCGCUUCCAUCAUCGGAAAACCUGAAAAUUUCGUGAUGGUCAUUCUCAAGGGAUCAGUGGCCAUAUCGUUCAACGGGAACAAGGACCCAGCUGCGUACGCCGAGGUGGUCUCAAUGGGCGGCAUUAACAAAGAGGUCAAGAGGAAGUUGAUUGCAACUCUGGGCACCAUUUUAGAGAACAUGUUGUCUAUCCCCAGAACACGGUUUUUCCUCAAAGUCUAUGAUACAACGGCGGGCCUUAAGAUCUCCAAAAUAUAAUUCCUUAAUCAUGUUACCAAUAAAUCAGCGUAGCUUUCAGUUUCUGUAUCAUUCUAAACGCUAUUGAUGGAAGUAUCAAAUCCAACUUGUCCACAAACAAAUUGUAUUAACUUUGACAAAAGGAGAACCAUUCCCACUUUGACA
This is a messenger RNA of Theobroma umbraticum, 607 nucleotides long. RefSeq lists its product as uncharacterized. Gene Ontology annotation, molecular function: phenylpyruvate tautomerase activity. NCBI's taxonomy places the organism in Eukaryota, Viridiplantae, Streptophyta, Magnoliopsida, Malvales, Malvaceae. The record is from RefSeq and is a predicted model, not a curated record.